This is a messenger RNA of Candidozyma auris, 1644 nucleotides long. It is a transcript of the gene SOG2, whose product is annotated as Sog2p. NCBI's taxonomy places the organism in Eukaryota, Fungi, Ascomycota, Pichiomycetes, Serinales, Metschnikowiaceae. The coding region runs from base 1 to 1644 and encodes 547 amino acids. The transcript has a single exon. The record is from RefSeq and is a predicted model, not a curated record.
AUGAAAGCCUCAAAAGCUUCGAGAAGAAUGGGAUUGAUCAUUAACAAAAAUAAGAAGAUUGAACCUCGCUCUGUUAAACAACUGGAUAAUUCAAGCGAGUUCUCAAUCGAUGAAACUGAGAAUUUAACUUCUACAUUGACCUCAAGUGGCUCUCCUCCGAUGACUUUCAAAGCAAGAUCACGACAAAACACCAUGACGGAAAUUAACGAUAUGCUACAACAACCUGAGCUUCAUGAUUCAGAAUUUAGGUCUGGUGCCUACUUUCGUCGAUUGUCAACUCUACAAGAGCUACCGCUGAACGAGGGCAUCCACUUCAAGAAUAGGAUGGAUCGCCUGGACGAGUGUACAAAGGCAAAUGACAAUAAUAAUGGAAAAUCCUCACUUGGAACUUGCAAUGUGCGAACGCAUGAUGUUCCUCUGUCUUCGGCAGCUGACGUUGAGGACACAUCUGUUGACUUAUCAAAUAUGUUGAAGGUAGCUAGGAAGGUUCUUUUUUCUUAUAGUGAGUUUCACUCAUCUAUAAAGCGUUUAACUGGAUUCUGUACGGACAGAAAAGUGGCUGCAAGAUCGAUUACUAAACUUCAUGAUUCCAAAAGUGAAAUCGACCUACUAGUGGGUACAAUGGAACUGGUUGAGGAGUUCAAGGGCAAUAGCGAGGAGCUUGUGUCUAGAGUUACCAGCUGUGUUGAGUCAUUUAGGCAGACUUUACACUUCUUAUUGGAUAACUUUGCAUUCUUUGUUUCUCGUAUCGACGUGUGCUUCAUAAGAAUGGUCUAUUUAACAAUCUUUGGCGCUUUUAAUGAAUUGAUGAACGCGCACAAGAUAUUGAAUCCAACCAUGAAACGUUCAACAACGCGUGGUAUAACUGCGGAUAUCAGAGCAAAGCUUCAAGCAACCCAAUUAUCUGAUGUCCAACUUGAUCUGCUGAAAGAAUCACUGGGAAGUUUGCAACAUCACUACUUGGAUAACAUUGCUUCUGUGGACGAGGUCGACGAUAAAUUAUAUGGAGCAAUUGACAUAGCUGUCGUGAAUGCACAAGUGGUUUUCAAUGAUCUCACGAAGACGAUCAAUAAAAGUGCAGUUGCAUCAACGAAUGAUGUUUCUCAGGUUAUGAGCUCAAAUGUUGCUUCCAAAUUCAAAGAUUUAACCAACACCUGUAUUUCCUUGAUGGAAAUAACUAAGCGAAUCUCCUCAAAAUUACCAGCGAUUAGGACUACUACUUCGCAUCAUUCUAAAAAAAUCUUCUGGGAUGACAUCAAUGCCUUUCUUAAGGCAAUAAUUCAAACAUUUUCAUCAGUAAAACUCAUUAUGAAGGAUGUUCCUAUCUUAUACGAAAUGCGACAGUCGAUGGCAAAUCUCACAAAAGCAACCAAAGAUCUAACAAUUUUGUUAGAAGCAUCUUCCUACAGUGCUUUUUCAGAGUCAACUAAUACCGGUGGCUUAUCAUGGAGUAGUUCCCAAACAAAUUUGAUUGCAGCUCCUCCGGUAAGGACUCCACUCGUUGCAACUGUCGGGGCGGCUGCUGCGCAAACUAUCAUGCCAAAUAACGAGAACUCUUCACUCACAGUAUUCGGUAUUGAUCACAGUGGUGCAGGCAAUGGGAAUACCAAUGACCAGGCUAACUACUUUGCAAUCUCUGAGUAG